AUGCUCCCACCCUCAGUCUGCUUCUUACGUCAAUCAAGAGCAGUCAGAGAAACAUGUUUCAAAAGACAUCUAUUUCUUAUAACAGCCAUACUGUCUUGUGUUACAUUCCUACUGAUGUUUGCUCUCUCUGGUGUAGGAAGUUUAAAAAUUAAUAUCCAGCAAUCCUUAGAAAUUUUCUUUUCAUUAAAGAGAGUGGAGCAAGCCUCUGAGUAUGCUGUCUCUGAAGCUUUCUCCCUUCAAAAGUCAAGGUAUCCACAGGGGCUUUGUGGUGCUGUGACGAGUUUGGAAACCGUGGAACAGCUGCAAGAACACGAUGAGGGCUGUGAGGAAGCCCAAGAGCUGCUCAGUAACUGGAUGAACUCCAAACUGCAACUGGAGCUGAUGAGCGAUGGAGAAGAGGAAGUUGACUCUGUCCUCCAGGAAAAGCCUUCUGCAGCCCAUCUGAAGUAUGAGCAGUUUGAUGACUUGUGCAGCUAUUUGGAACAUGAAUUGGAAAGUUCUUCUGUCCAAGAAUACCUACAGCAUCUUUUGCAGAGUGAAGUUGUGAACUGUGGGAUAGUGGAAGACCUUAGACUUGAAGACAUCAAGGAAAAACAAAAACUCACAGAUCCACGAAUAAUCAUGGAGGCCAGACACAAGCAGGUGAAAGAAAACAGAAUGAGGCGUCAGAAGGUGUUGGAGCUUCAGAGACAAGAAAAGGCCCUGAAGAAAUCAGUUCUGUCUGAGGCCAAGCUUCAAGCACAGGAGGAGAACAGAAGGAAGGCCCUGAAGGCAAAGGAAGAGGAGAUCCAGAGGGAAAUAGUGAAGCUGCGAAAGGAAAUGGCUGAGAAGAGGCACACCAUGGCAGAAGCAUGGAGAAUGGAGGGGAAGAGACAAGAAAAAAGUCGGGAGCUGUCAAUGCAGAAGGUAGCUAUUACUGCAUCACCACCCCUGGUCCUGAAGGAAGAAGAGCAAGGAGAGGAGAAACAGAGAAAGGCUCAGGAGCUGCUGCGCAGGAUUCAUGCCCAUAAGCAGAGAUGCAUGCAACAACAUUUCUCUGCUUGGCUGAAAGUCAUUCUGGAGCACAGAAUUAAAAUGGGAAAAGCCAGAGCCCUUGCCGACUGGAAAUGCCAACUGAAGGCCCUGCGAGCCUGGAGAAACUAUACUUGGGCCCAGAAAGUAGAACGGGAGACACAGCAAUGGGAAGUUCAUCUCCAAGAUCAAAACAGGAAAGAACAACUGUCUGCGGCGCAUAAUCGGCGACGGCUUUUGCGCUGCUGCUUUCUAGCAUGGCAGCGCUGGAGCCAAGCAGUGAUAGAAAAGCGGGAGCUGCAGAUCAAGAGGGAUGAGACAAAGAGAAAGAUGGCACAGGUGCUGGAGGCAGUGUCACUGGGGAAGGGUGGCCUGGAUAGGCCACUGGAGGUUAACAAGCCUGGGACAGCAGAAGUAAACCAUCAUCAAGAUUUGCGGCGAGACAAGCCAACUGACACUUGCCUCAUAAGGAAGGAACCUGACCAGACCAGAGACCACUCUUGCUGGGGUGCUCCUCACACAUCUCAUUCCUACCGAAAACCCAAACUUGCCUGGGAGAUUACCCUGAAACAUGCAGCCCCAAGUGCCCAGGACCAGGCUGUGUACAGGAAUCAAAUAGCCACUCUCCCCCAUCAGGAUCAGGCACCUGGUCCAAAGACAGCUCCUGCUUAUGGUAGCCGUUUUGAGCACCGUCAUGCCUUCCAGCAACGUCUGAUUGAGGAACAGAGGCAGCAGCUUCAGAAACAGCAAGAGCUAAUCCUUGAACUGCAGGAAAAUCAGAGGCUGAGCAGAGCUAAAGAAGCGGCAACACAAGCCACAGCUGUAACCCAGACGCUUAACAACUCUGCUUCACAAACCAGAGAGGAAAAACAGAAGAGGGAAAAACAGUCCAGAUGCAAGAAUACAACCUAUUUGAGUCCACCUGUUUCUCAUCAGCCAGAAAACACAAGGGCAGUGAUGCAAGGCAGGAGACCCUCCAGCCAGCUGACCUCAGCUCAUCCCAUACUGAAAGCUAUGGAGGAGAGAGCAACUCAGCGGGCAGAACGGAGGAGGAAACUAGAAGAAGCCAAACAACAAAGAGAAGAGGAAAAAUUGGCCCAGCUGAAGGCUGAAGAGGAAGCACGACAGAGGAAGGAGGCCGAGGAAAAGGAAGCUCAGCAGGAGAAACGACGGGAGGAGAGAAGGCAGCAGAAGCUGAAAGAGCUGGAGAAGCAAAGGAGGCUGGAGAAAGAGCAGCAGCUCCAGAAAAAGGCCAGAGAUCACUAUGAGAAGGUCCUGCUGAGAAAGCUGGGAAUGGUGCCAUGGAAAAGGCUGAAGGAGCAAGCCAAGGAAAACCUGGUGGUGGCACAAAGGCACCACUGCUUGGGCCUGCAGAAGAAAUGCCUGAUGGCUUGGCUCCAGCACACCCAGGGGAGCCUCGCAGAGAAGGUGUCUCGGGCAGAGGACUUCCAUUCCCAUACGUUGCUGAGAUGGGGUUUCAGAAACUGGCUAAAGUACAAGGAUUAUCUCUCCACUCUGGAGGAGAGAGCGAGUACCGUCCAUGCAACCUGCCUCAUGAGGAAGUACUUCUGGGCGUGGUUCGAUGUGAUCAUGGAGGAAAAGAGUACCUUAUGGGAGAAGCUGAAGAUUGCUACCGAACACAGUAACAAGAGACUCAUGCUGACCACAUUCAAGGCGUGGAAGCAGUACCCGUUACUGAUGAAAAAGGAAAGAGAGAGAGAGGAAAGGAGAAACCAGCUACGCAGGAGAGUAGCUGAAAUUCUCCCCGACUUCCAAACAUGACAGAAGAGAGUCAAAGGAGACUGGGAAAGGGGACAAAAAGCCUGAUUCUGUUCCAUGCUAUCUUCCUACUGAGUGAAACAAAUCCAAGGGGAAGUCCUGUCCAGUGGAAAGGGUCUUAGAGCCAAAGGAAGCUCCCUGGGGCCACUGCUGUCAUAAACUAAGCAUAUAUGGAAACUUCCCUGACGGUCUCGCUUUGCUGGUGGCAGUGAGGCCUAGGUAACCAAAGCUAGCACAGGGUGUGUUUCAGGCCAAGACCACUUCUACAUGCAGAGCUGCAGCACCCACACGAAUCCUCCUCCACCACAGGAAGCACAGAACAGAACUGCACCUAUUUUUCCUUAAGCAGUAACAUAUUGCUUUUGUUGCCAGUGCUCUGUAGGGUGACACAGCUCGAUCAGAGAGCACACAGACCUGACUGUCAGCUGCCCCCUAACCACUACUGCGAACUUGGCCACCGGGAGAAUGUUUUCUGGCUAACUGUGCCAGGAAAGUUUGGAUUGGAGGAGGAGAGGGAAGAGCCAUUUAUGCAAAUCAUAUUUGCUAAUGGUCCAGAUCAUAGCAUCACAUAUGGACAGUCUAAAACCUGGAUUCUUUUUCAAGGGACUGACUAGUUCGCAGCACUGGCCAGCUCACAAGCACAGUGCUUUGACUGUGGUGGCAAGCAGUGAUUCCAAG
Egretta garzetta (little egret) is the source of this 3468-nucleotide messenger RNA. RefSeq names its product coiled-coil domain containing 191 (gene CCDC191). Gene Ontology annotation, molecular function: phosphatase binding. Lineage: Eukaryota; Metazoa; Chordata; Aves; Pelecaniformes; Ardeidae. The record is from RefSeq and is a predicted model, not a curated record.